Molecule: messenger RNA, 489 nt
Organism: Parnassius apollo (apollo)
Lineage: Eukaryota; Metazoa; Arthropoda; Insecta; Lepidoptera; Papilionidae
Source: the annotation of a GenBank genome assembly
AUGGUUCUCCAGGAACUGGUUCUCUACCGCCGACGUUUCCAAAAUUCGCCGGAGCCGAGAAUGGCACCACAGUCAUUGCCACCGCAGGUUGACGAAAGACCGACUUCUCCAACACCUGGAAUUUCAGCUGGCAGUGAAGCUUCACAGCCGAUGGUGUUAGAAGAGCAACUCGACGAAGACGUACCGGUGUUGCUUGGUGAUGCACCUAAGACCGAGACCCCAAUGGGUCCUGCAAUCCAUAAGGAUAUAGCCAAUCUGUGGCAAGACAUACUUGCUAAAGGGUUGGUACAAGACUUGAAAGAAAGUCCUUUGAAUACUUAUCUUAUACCCUCCAACUGUAACCUACUGAUUGCAUCAGCUCUAAACCCGGGGGUUAAAGCAGUCCUGACAGAGACCUCUAUAAAACGAGACUUCUUUAUUCAAACAAUAGCAGCAAGGAGUUGCCAUUUCAGCCUUAGGUGCUGUCGCCAAUAUGAUCAUUUCGGAUGA